Messenger RNA from Panicum hallii, 1739 nucleotides. RefSeq names its product 1-acyl-sn-glycerol-3-phosphate acyltransferase PLS1. The transcript is spliced from 11 exons. The coding region runs from base 26 to 1402 and encodes 458 amino acids. Gene Ontology annotation, cellular component: endomembrane system. NCBI's taxonomy places the organism in Eukaryota, Viridiplantae, Streptophyta, Magnoliopsida, Poales, Poaceae. Gene Ontology annotation, molecular function: 1-acylglycerol-3-phosphate O-acyltransferase activity. The record is from RefSeq and is a predicted model, not a curated record.
CCUCUCGUGUUGCCAAUGCCCAACCAUGAACGCAUACGCAUCCGCUUCACUCCAUCGCCUGCCUCCCAGCGUCUCAUCCAUCCACCACCGCCCCUACAAUAAAAACCUCCGAAUCCGGGGCCUCGUGUGCCCCGUCCUCCUCGUCGCCGGCGGAGCCGCCUUCGCCCACCGCAGCUCGCUCACCUCUCGCCGGGGAAGGAGCGCCGCGGCGAGCUUCUCCACCGCCGCCUCCCGCCUGACCCCACCCCUCCGAGAUUGGAAGCGGCGGCGGCCGGCCAUGGCGAUCCCGCUCGUGCUAGUAGUGCUCCCCCUCGGCCUGCUCUUCCUCCUCUCCGGCCUCAUCGUCAACACCAUCCAGGCCAUCCUAUUUGUGACAAUAAGGCCCUUCUCAAAGAGCUUCUAUCGGCGGAUCAACAGAUUCCUGGCCGAGCUGCUGUGGCUUCAGCUGGUUUGGGUUGUGGACUGGUGGGCAGGCGUCAAGGUACAACUUCACGCUGAUGAGGAAACUUACCGAUCAAUGGGUAAAGAGCAUGCACUCAUCAUAUCAAAUCAUCGGAGUGAUAUUGAUUGGCUUAUUGGAUGGAUAUUGGCACAGCGCUCAGGAUGCCUUGGAAGUACGCUUGCUGUGAUGAAGAAGUCAUCAAAGUUCCUUCCAGUUAUUGGCUGGUCCAUGUGGUUUGCAGAAUACCUCUUUUUGGAGAGGAGCUGGGCAAAGGAUGAAAAGACACUAAAGUGGGGCCUCCAAAGGCUGAAAGACUUCCCCAGACCAUUUUGGCUAGCCCUUUUCGUUGAGGGUACUCGCUUUACUCCAGCAAAGCUUCUCGCAGCUCAGGAGUAUGCAGCUUCACAGGGCUUACCAGCUCCGCGAAAUGUACUUAUUCCGCGCACCAAGGGAUUCGUAUCUGCUGUGAGUAUUAUGCGGGAUUUUGUUCCAGCCAUUUAUGAUACAACUGUAAUAGUUCCAAAAGACUCACCUCAACCAACAAUGCUGCGGAUUUUGAAAGGGCAACCGUCAGUGAUACAUGUUCGCAUGAAACGCCAUGCAAUGAGUGAGAUGCCAAAGUCAGAUGAAGAUGUUUCAAAGUGGUGCAAAGAUAUAUUUGUAGCAAAGGAUGCCUUACUGGAUAAGCAUUUGGCAACAGGCACAUUUGAUGAGGAGAUCAGACCAAUUGGUCGUCCGGUGAAAUCAUUGCUGGUGACCCUGUUUUGGGCAUGCCUUCUCCUAUUCGGCGCCAUCCAGUUCUUCAAGUGGACGCAGCUCCUAUCGACAUGGAGAGGCGUAGCGUUCACUGCUGCCGGGAUGGCCCUCGUGACAGGGGUCAUGCAUGUGUUUAUCAUGUUCUCCCAGGCGGAGCGGUCGAGCUCAGCAAGGGCAGCACGCAACCGGGUGAAGAAAGAGUGAUAGGAUGUUCGGGUCUGCUAAAAGGCAAUCCACCAAACGCUGCAGAUUCAAUUCAUAGACACCAAAUUCGAGGGUCUCUGUGGGCUAGACACCAAACUUGAUGAACUCAACAGGAAGCGCAUAGCGCUAUUCUUGUAUUUUGUUUGCAGGAAGGGAGUUGUUUUCUUUGUUUUUCUUUUCUUUUGGCAGCGGAACUGUAGGAUAUGAAUUCGUUGGUACUUUUACCCCUGCCAGCGUUAUGUGGAAGUCUUCAGUGGUUUAUGGAUUAGCUAAGUUUUCCAUCUUUUCUAGUGAUGCGUGAAUGUGAAGCCUGUGUUGAGGCAGUCUGUUUUUGGCA